Molecule: messenger RNA, 1056 nt
Organism: Diaporthe citri
Lineage: Eukaryota; Fungi; Ascomycota; Sordariomycetes; Diaporthales; Diaporthaceae
Exons: 4
Coding region: 1-1056 (351 amino acids)
Source: RefSeq, a predicted model, not a curated record
AUGUCGACGGAACGGCGACCUUUCAAAUACUCUCCGCUCAAGAGCGCACGACUCCUAAGCAACAAGGGCAAGGGCAAGGCUGGAGCACCUUGCGACUAUGACGCCCUCUCAUACACCUGGGGCAAGCCAGACGAAGGUUUUCCCAUCAUCUGCAAUGGCCGGACCCUCGUGGUUCGUAGGAAUCUGCAUGACGCCCUUCGCUGCCUGGCCAGGCGACUCCAGCAGGCAGGCUCCUCGCCACGUCGGAUCUGGAUCGAUGCGGUCUGCAUCAACCAGUCGGACGAGGAUGAGAAGUCGGAACACAUCAGCCGCAUGGGCAAUGUCUACCGCUUCGCAAGACAGGUCGUUGUGUGGCUCGGACCUGGCCACGGGGCAGAUCAUAAUGAUGCGGCCAUCGCCUUGCUUCCUUUGCUCACCCAGGUCGGUGAGGCCACAUUUGAGUACAUGAUGGACUCCCGCCAGCCCGAGCCGGAUUUCUCAAACAUGACCAUGCCGGCCGCGUCCUCACCGGUCUGGAAAGUCCUCAGCGACAUUAUGUUCCAUGAUUGGUACACCAGACUGUGGAUUGUGCAAGAGCUCGCUCUGGCACAGUCCGUGGUGGCUCUUGUCGGCGACAGCAUGCUUGAUUUCGACACGCUCGAGAAUUUCCUCUCAGCAUCGACAUGGUUCGCGGAGAUCAGCAAUAUACUAUCGCCGACCUCAUCAGUUGUCACACCUAUUCCUUCCCCCGCCCCACAGAGCUUGACCCCCGAAACUUUGGAUCCACUUCUGAAUGCCGUCUACAAGACCACAAUGCCACAGCAGUGUACUGAAGCCCAAGAUCGCGUCUUCGGAGUCCUCGGUUUUGCUGAGGACAGGACUGAAACCAGAGCGCUCGGGUUGGAGGACAAAUGGGAUCCAGCGGAACUCGCGAAGCUAUACACGAUAUUCAUGGGAUACGUGUUUGAGCGCGGCGGGCAUGUCAUACAAGACCCUGGUCGCAGGUUUCUGUGGGAGUUGUUCAGCCUCGCGUGCUUACCAAAGAAGACCGGCUGUGUUGGUAGGUCUCUUUUCUAA